CUGAAUCGAACUUUUAUGCUUGAUAAUAUAGAUUAUACAGAGAAUCUCAGAAUUGAGUUCAUUCUUGGUUAAGUCAGCUAACUACAUCAACACCCUAUUUCUCAGGCAUUAUUAGGAAUAAAGCUUUCCACAUAGGUGAAUUUUUUAGUUUACUUAUGUUUAACACUUUUGAGGAAAUUGAGCUUUACACAUCCAAUUCUUUUUCUUGGAAAUUUUCCUAAAAUACACACUGUGCAACUCUUCUUUAUCAGAAUGUAUUGAGUAUAAUUAAUAUUCUAGUGAUGACUCCGAUAAUCAUUAAAAACAAUAAAAAACAGUCCUAGUACUCUGUGGUAAUACUGUGUAGCUCUCAGGGAUGUGGAAGUGUGUAGGACGUUCUGCCCCUACAGUAUCGCAUUUCCUGAGAAAGCCCUAGCGUUCAUUUACCGUGGUAUGGACUCUUUUAUUGCCACUGUUUUCUCAGCGCUCAGUGCCACGCUGCCCCCCCCGCCGCCGCACCAUCUUACUGCUGCUACUUUUUAUCUAUCUUGCCGUAACACAUAAAGAAGUUAAUGUUAAUAAAUUUAUACCCAUUUCUAAAUCAAUAGACUGAAGCCUAAGAUUAUGUACCUUGUGAUGGACAAAUAUGUCAGAUAAGUGGGCUGUGAAUAUAUGAGGGAAUUUUUUAGACUUUUAAAUUAUUUUGUUUGAAUUAUUUGUGUGAUGAAUAGUACAUUCUUUUAUUUUCUGUUUGUAUUGAUGUGGCCAUUUCUAUAUAUUUGCAUGCAUUGUUAGGAAGGUAGUGUUAGAAAAUUAAAACUGUGUAAUCUGUACUGCAGUUCUAAAUUUUGGAUUGGUUUGAACCAGAAUCUUUGCAAAUGAAUCUUGACUUUAGUGUUCCCAAUAAAUUUUGAGUUAAAUGGAGGGAAUAUACAGCAACUACCUGUAGUUUUGAUUAGUGUCCAACAGAUUCCCACAACUAUGAUUGAAUUCCUUUUGUCCUAGGUGAGCAGUCAUUUGGGAUUAUUGGUUGGAUAAGCCUAGCACAUGUUAAGAUGAUAACUUGCUGAACCUGGUUUAAAGAACCCUGGAAGACUGCACUCCUCUGUCUUCCCUUCCCAUACACACUAGCUGAUACUUCUGUACUGUAUCUGAACUAUCUGUAGUUCUUUGCUCACUGACUUAAUGCACACAUACAAGCUAGUGUAACUGGUAAAUAUUACCUAACUUAUGUUCAUCAUAUUUAACAAUUCUGUGAAUAGAAUUUGCUGUAAUUAAAAAUAAAUGUUAGCUAUUCUAGCCAUUAAAUCAUCAUCAUGAAAAGACUGUUAUAAAAGAUCUUUAUCUGUCCUAUGUACUGAGCAGGUCUGAUUUUCUUCAGGCAACAUUCAUUAAGUGUCUACUCUGUGCUAAGUCCUUUGCUAGGUUCUGGGCUUGUAAGAGAUCAGGAUGGUGUGUAAAAAGAUGAGUAACAAAUUUAUAGAGUGUACUGAGGGAAAGAGACACAAGCAUAAUUUGAAUAUAGAAUAAUGGAACCUGAAAGGGGUAUUGAACUUAACCUGGGCAUUUCAGAGAAAGGUGGUGAUCUUGAAUGGGGAGUCACCAGGUAAAUAAAUGUUGGAAAAACCUUUCAGGCAGAAGGAACUGUAUAAAUAAAGCCACAGUGGUGUGACUUGAUAAAUGUUGGGAAUCCUGACUUGUAAAGAAGAAACCAGACAAAUGUGGGCUAUUGUCAUCCAGUGUUCAUCUUCCUGAGGAGCUUGGGCAUUAGUCCUUAAGCAUUGGGAAGCUGCUGAGGGGUUUUAAGCUCGGGCAUGCUAUGAUCCAACCCAAGACUGGGGCCUUUGGAUUGAGUUUCAGACAGAACUUAGACUUUGGCCAAUGUGAGGAAAAUUAUUUCUCUUGAAGGUUUUUAGGGGAGAUAAAAAUGCCCUGGCUGAACAGUCUACAGGCCACUGAGGGAGAUAAUACACAAUUAAUUGAUUUGCAAACACAAAAGCCAAUAAUGAACGAACAAUGGUUGAAAACUGGGCCCUUGAAAAUGGCAGACCUAGCUUUGUUUCCCUUUGGGUCACUUACACUAGACAGGAGACCUCGAGCCAGCCAGCUUCCCAAGCUCUUCUGAACCUAAGUUUUCUGAUUUAGAGAACCAGCAUUGCAGUUAAACCUACCACAGCAGAAUUGUGAAGGGGUAAUGAAAGUGAGACCUUAGCCGAGUGCCUGAAUUAGUAGGCGCUCUGCUCGGUAAGUAGUUACUUGGUUGGAAUGAAUGGUCCAUCAAGUAGUUGGGCACCAAACAUACAGCCUACCAAAGCCACACUGGAGGGAAGAGAGGCGGGGCUGGGUGCUUUUUCUCCCUUCAACUCCGCGGUGCGGCUGGAGCCUGCCCCGCUUUGGAGUGGUGAUCAAGAGCUGCCCGAAGGGCCGCCAGGGAUCUGCUUAACCUGGGGAGGGCUGGGGGGAAGUUGGCAGACGCGGGGGAAGAGGAGAACUCGCUGAGCCCGGGCCCCAGAAGCUCGGUGGCGAAACUUUGACGCCUUCUAUUUAAAGUCUAGGGGCUAGCCCGCCCCCGGGGCCGGGAACCCGAGCCGCCCGCCGGGGCUGGGAAGGGCCGGGCCGGGGCCAGAGACGCAGUCAGAGGGAGAACACCAGGCGCGCGCGGACGGCUCCGGCUCCAGCUCCGGUUCUGGCUCCGGCCCGGCAGAGGCACGAUGGCGAGCAGCGACAGCACCUACGCCGCCGAGAGUCCCCUCGGCUCCGACGGGGACGAGGAGGCCACCCGAAGGCUGGAGAGCGACGAGGAGUCGGAGAGCGAGGAGGACGAGACGGCCGCGGAGUCGGAGGAGGAGCCGGACGCCAGAUUAUCAGACCAGGAUGAAGAGGGCAAGACCAAGCAGAAGUGUAUCAUAUCUGACCCCUCCUUUUCCAUGGUGACAGUCCAACGGGAAGAUAGUGGAAUAACCUGGGAGACCAAUUCAAGCAGGUCUUCCACUCCUUGGGCCUCAGAAGAGAGUCAGACUUCUGGGGUGUGUAGUCUGGAAGGGUCAACUAUGAGUUCUCCUCCAGGGAAUGUUUCUUUUAUUGUGGAUGAAGUUAAAAAGGUUCGGAGAAGAACACCCAAGUCAAAGCGUGGCUCACCAUCACUGCGUCGGAAAGGCAACAAAAAAAGAAAUUCUCUUGAAUCUCAAGGCGUUCCAGCAAACACAAAAGAUAAUCCUUUAAUUUCAGAAAGCCAAGGACUAAGCACCCAGAAAGAGAAGUCAUCUACUGGCAUUUAUGAUAAAACGAGAAAAAAGAAGACCACCUCCAAUACACCUCCUAUUACCGGGGCAAUAUACAAAGAACACAAGCCCUUAGUGUUAAGACCAGUCUACAUAGGAACAGUACGAUAUAAAAUUAAGAUGUUUAAUUCAGUUAAAGAGGAAUUAAUUCCUCUACAAUUUUAUGGGACAUUGCCAAAGGGUUAUGUAAUUAAAGAAAUACAUUAUAGGAAGGGGAAAGGUGCAUCCAUUAGUCUAGAGCCAGAUAUGAGCAAUCGUGAUUCUAAUAUAGUUUCUCAAACAGGCAAAUUAGUAGGCCAAAGCAUAGAAGAUGAUAAGAUAAAAGAGCUUGCUUCACCCUGGAAAGCUGCAUUCUCUAAAGGAUCAGAGUUCUUGACCUCCUCAUUCAGUCACGAAGAUGAAAAGAAAAUUUAUGUUGAUUCUCCCCUAAAGGCCACAUCUACCACCAAGCACACAGUUUCCUCUUAUGCAAGUAAUGACACAGCAGAACAAGAAAUACAGCUCAGCCCUCCUCAGUCAGUGCCACAACAGCCAGGUAAUGAAGCAAAACUCCAUGAAAUGGAGCCUUCCUCUCUCACACCUGAUACACCUACAACCGGGUUCCUGGAAACAGCAAAGGAAGAAGUUGAGCCGGAUUCACAAGAAAUUAUGACUUUAGAGCAUGACUCUUCAGUCUUACCACCUAUAGUAGAUGAGGUAAAGAAGGAAGAUGUGUAUUCUGUUGACCAGUCCAUUUCAUUGGAGGCAGAAAAGGAUUCUUCAGAAACAGGCGCACCAGGUCUGCCAGCAUCCAUCGAGGAAGAUUUUGGCCCAGAGACAGAAGAGCUGGACCUGACUUCACCAGAAAGGGCAGAAACAGUCUCUGAACAACAAACCCCUCCUCAUCUUGAUGUCAAAGGAAUGGGGGAAGAACACGUGCCUGAGCCAUCCACUUCUCUUUCUGAACCUCUAGUGUUAGAAGAACCAGAGAAAGAAGUUAAAACUUCUCUACCGAUAGCUGCUACCGCUGAACCUGAAGAUUCUAAUUUAGUGGAAGAAGAGAUCAUAGAACUUGAAUACCCAGAGAGUCCAUCUAUUUCCAAGAAGGCCUUCUCACCAUAUUUGGCCGCUGAAGUGGAGCAGAAAGAAGCAGAGAUCCUUUUACCAUCACUGAAAACAUCCACACCUGAACAUUUUGCUUCAUCUGAGGAAGAAAGAGAGGAAAAUGAGUCUGUUUCUACUGAUUCUGCUUUUGUAUCAGAGUAUUCAGUCCCACAGGAUUUGAAUCAUGAGCUAGAGAAGCAAGAAGUUGAGCCAGUUUCUCCAUCCACUGUAAAAGGUGUACCUGAACAUGCAAUUUUUUCAGAAGAGGAGAAUGGGGAAUUUGAGCCUUUGGCCACUGCAUCUGAGCACUCUCUCUCACCAUCCACAACUGAGCAGACUUCUGAAUGCCAGUCCCCUCUGUUUUCAGCAGCUUUCUCAGAACCUGUGGUCUUGUCUGGAGAAGAGGCUUCAGAAAGUGGAUGUUACACACCGGAUUCCACAUCUGCUUCUGAAUAUUCAACUCUGUCACAGGCAGCAAAAGAGCCACUGAUGAAAACAAUUGACCAGAAGUCCCCAUUAAAGUCAAAAGAUGUUUCUGAGCACACGAUUCUAUCAGAAGAGAAGGAAGACACUGGACCAUAUUCCCUAGAUGUGGCCUCUGUAUCUGAACGCUCUCUCUCACCAUCCACAACUGAGAAGACUUCUGAAUGCCAGGCCCCACUGUUUUCAACUGCUACAUUGGAAGAGGCAGUCAUGGCAGAAGAAGAGGAUCUAGGAAGUGAGUGUUUCACAGCAGAUUCAACAUUGACUUCCCAAAGUGCAGUUCCACCAAAUGCAACACAGGACUCCCCAAAGAAAAUAAUUGAUGUGUCCCCAUUAAAAUCAAAAGGUGUUUCUGAACACAUGAUUUUGUCAGAAGAAAAGAAAGAAUACACUGGAUUGUAUUCCCCAAAUGUGGCCUCUGUUUCUGAUCACUCUCUCCCACCAUCCACAGCUGAGCAGACUUCUGAAUGCCAGGCCCCACUGUUUUCAACUGCUACAUUGGAAGAGGAAGUCAUAGCAGAAGAAGAGGACCUACAAAGUGAGUGUUUCACAGCAGAUUCAACACUGACUUCCCAAAAUGCAGUUCCACCAAAUGCAACAGGGGAAUCCCCAAAGAAAAUAAUUGAUGAUGUGUCCCCAUUAAAAUCAAAAGGUGUUUCCGAGCACAUGAUUUUGCCAGAAGAAAAGAAGGAAGACACCGGACUGUAUUCUCCAAAUGUGGCCUCUGUCUCUGAAUGCUCUCUCCCACCAUCCACAGCUGAGCAGACUUCUGAAUGGCAGGCACCAUCAUUUGCAGCCACCCCAUCUGAGCAUGUGGUCCUAUCAGAAGAGACAGCAGAAAUAGAGCGGUACACACUGUCCUCCACCUCGACUUCUGAAUUUUCAGGACCACCAUAUGCAACACUGGAAUCACAGGAGGAAGAAAUUGUCCACAGAUCCCCUUUAAACCUAAAAGGUGCCUCCUCACCCAUGAAUUUCUCAGAAGAAGAGCAAGACAUUGGACCUUUUUCUCCAGACUCAGCCUUUGUGUCAGAAUUCUCAUUUUCACCCUAUGCAACUCAGGAAACAGAGAAAAGAGAAUUUGAAUGUGAUUCUCCAAUAUGUUUAACGUCACCAUCUGAGCACACUAUUUUGUCAGAUGAAGACACUGAGGAAGUUGAGCUUUUUUCUCCAGACUCAGCAUCACAAGUUUCAAUCCCACCAUACAGAUUCCCAGAAACAAAGAAAAAUGAAUUUGAGCAUGGUUCACUGGUAACCGCAAUAUCUGCUUCUGGAUAUUCUUGCUCUUCAGAAGCAGGUGAGGAAGACAUUGUGCCAACAGCUGCCACACCCACAGGUUCAUCACAGAAGCAACAAGCCAAACCUUCCCCUUUGAUGUCUGCACCCGAAGACUUGAGUCUGCCAUCUUCAACAAGUAAAAGAGAGAUCACAGAAGUUGAGCCAGAUGCUCAAACAAUAUCAACAUCUGUAUCUGAAUAUCUCAUUUUGACACAGCAGCAGAUAACUCGACCAUUUUCAGAACCUGAGUCUGAGGACUUGAUUUCACCAUAUUCAACCAGUGAAACAGAGAAGGGAGAAAUUCAUACUAGUUCAUCAGUAGCUGCAACACCUGUUUCUUUACCUGCACAAUCAUUUCUGGUAGAGGAAGACACCAAACCUGUUUUGCGUUCAUCUCAAUAUUCAGUUUCACCUGAUACAGUCCAUGCACUUCAGAAAGAACAAGAAGCCAAAGCAUCACUCACUCCAAAAGCUGCAAAUGAACAGAUGGCUUUGUUAAAAGUUAAAAGUAAGGAAGAAAUUGUGCCUGAUUCUCAAGAAGCUACAGCACAUGUAUCACGGGAUCAAGAAAUGGAGCUUCAGCCUCCAAAUGUUCUAGGGUCUGGGAUGAAAUAUUCAGUUCUGCCUGACUUGGUAGAUGAGCCAAAGAAGGAUGUGAAACCCAAUUUAGCUCCAAUUGUGACAUCUGAACUAGAACAGAGAAUGUUGUCAGAGAAUGAGCCUGAAGUAAUAAAACCAUAUUCACCUCUAAAGGACACGUCUUUAUCUGGACCUGAGAUUUUAUCAGCAGUAAAAAUGCAAGUGGAACAUGACUCUGAAAUAGCUGAUACAUCUAGGGUGUUGCAUUCAGCUCCACCAGGAGUGCAAGAGGAAGCUGAACAUGGACCACCCGCACCAGAAUUUUCGGAAGAAAUAAAGGAAGAAAUUGAACACAGUUAUUCAAUAAUGACAACAUCUGUAACUAAGCAUGAUUCAAGCUUAACCAAGUUAGGAAAAGAAGAAACCCCAACAGAUUUAUCUCUUACCACCCCUAUAGAACAUAGAGUCUUAACAAAAGUAGAAAAGAGUGAAUUAGGAAGUGGUUUGCCACCACUGGUGACAUCUAUAGAUGAGCAUUCGCUUCUCACAGAAGCAGAGAAAGAAAUUAAAUUUGAUUCGCCUGCAAGAAUAUCCUCUCUAUCAGAGCAUUCUUUGUCCAGGGUAGAAACUGAAGAAGUUAAACCUGGGUUGCCAAUAACCGAAGCAUUAUCUUCUCAGCAUUCAGAUGUAUCAAAGGAAGAGAGGGUGGAAAAUGAACAAGGUCUUUCCUUUUCUACAGUCCUUGACUCUGAACAACUGGUUUUGUCACAGGAAAAGAAUUCUGUGUCUGCCUCAGAGGUGUCAGGGCCUGAACAUGUGCUUUUGCUCAACCAAAGUGGUGAGGUGAAGAAAAAAGAAACUGAACUUCCUUCCUCACAGAACAUGUCAUCUGUACCCAAACAUAUAGUUCCAAAAGACAAAAAUGAGGAAAUGGAAAGUUCGUCUCCUGAGUUGGAAAAUUUAGUGUCAGCAGACUUAACUCUGACCCCCAGAGAUGAUAAGAGCAAACAGGCAGUGAAGCCAUCUUCUACAGCUCAGGGAGAUUUCCUGUCAGAAAAUCUUGCUCUGGCACAGCUUUCUUUGGAAUUUGAAAAGAAACACAAGCCACAUCAAGUAUCAGAGUUACCAAGCACUGAGUCAGAAUUCACUCUUAGUUUAGGUGGGCAAGAUGGAUCCGUAGAUACAAAACAAAUAAAAUCUCACAUAACUGAAACAGGGGAUUCUGACUUAGAAAAGGGCCUCACUGAGCUUAGGAGUAGAGGGGAAGGAAAAGAAGAAAACAGAGAACAUCAUGUGUCAACUACAGUUGACCCUGAAAUUCCAGAGGUUUCAUCAUGCCUAAGGGAGGAACCUCAGAUUCAGGAAAUCAAAUCUUUCUCCCCCAAGGUAGUCAGCUUAGGGUCAAAAGAAGCAUUGACCUCUCUAGUUGAAGAAGACAGCACCGAGGAACUUCAGCCACAUACCUUUUCUUUAAAAGGAUUAUCAGAGAAGUCCAACCAUUUAGCUGACAUUAAAACGGGAGAAAAACAAGAAAUAAGCCCAUUACUGUCAACAGGAAAUUUGAAGACACAAGUGAUAGGAGACAUUGAAACGAAACUAAAUGAAGAAACAGACCAACCAAAUUCAUUCCGUGUGCCCCAGAGUAUAACAGAACCAUCAAAGAUUGUUUCUUCUGACCUUGUGGAACAAGAGAAGCCUGGAAAAGCACUUCAUUCAGAUCAAGCUGUUCAAUUACCUGAUGUAAGCAUGUCUUUUGCAGAUAAACAAGAUCUAAGUGUUAAACAAUUUUUAUUUAUGAAAGAGAAUUUGCCUUUGGAAGAAUCAAAAUCAUUUAUGACAACUGAGCAUGCAGCUGUUGAAGAAACACAAAUGCAAGAGGCCCUUUUUGUCCCAGAGGAUGAAAGCUGGAUGCUGGAAAAACCAGGAAGGGAUCUGACCAGUCAACAUGAAGAAAGAAUACUGGGAUCUGUGGAGCUGGGUUCCUCUGGCAGUAAUGAUUUGAUGACAGGGCAGCUCAAGGCCGCCCUACUGGAUAAAGACCAUACAUGUGAAACCAGAAAGCAGCUUCUGCCACAUUCUGCUGAAGAACCUCCUUUAUCAUUACAAGAGCCAGUAGCCACUCUCACUACCUCCAGUGGUGACAUAGAGACCUUAUCAACUAAAACUUACUCAUCUGAAGAAACAAAGCUGGCUCCCAAACCAAAAUCUUUAGUUCCAACUGGAAAUGUAGAGAGAGAUGAAGCAGAGGAGAAGCAGAUCUUCUCUUUUGUGGGGAGUGAAAGUCUGAUGCUGGAGAAAGCAAACACAGAAUCUUCCAGGCCUUGCAAAGAAGAAGGCAGCCAGGAAGAAAUCAAACUACCUUCUGAAAGAAUCCUCCAGAAACCAGUGUCUGACCCAACAAUGGAACAGAUCAAAUCAGAAACUAUUCCUUCUCCCACCAAAGCAGCGCAUUUCCUGGCAGAAGAUGCAGAACCUGCCUGGGGCAAUGAAAAAGAAGCACACGAGAGUAUAUCUCCUUUGCCUGGAGCAAAGCCAUUAAAAGAAGCAAAAAUGAUUCAGUCAAAGGUUGUAGAUGAUGUUAAUGAGAGAGGGAAGAUAGCAUCUGAAGUGAAAACACCCACACCACUAAAACUCCUCUCCUCAAUGCAAGAAAAUGAAGAACCUCAACCCGCAGAGCCGCCUGAGGUGACACAAAAGUUGCCUAAGCAGCCGAAGGCAGCUGAGCCAGACCUUUCUGAGGAGAAGGGAAAGAAAGGAAUUUUAUCUUUCACAUCAUGGAUGUCCAGUUUGUUUUUUGGAUCAAGCACACCAGAUAAGAAAGUUGCUGAAAAAGAUUUAGAAACUCAGCCAAGUCCGUCUGUAGAAAAAGCAGUGCCUGUGACAGAAUCUGAAGGAACAGCUUCAGCUGACUCUAAUGCAACCGAAAAACCAGCUGAUCGCCUGUUACCAGAGACAAAACUUAAAACUGCUGAAAAAUCCAGAGGUACUUUAGUUAAAUCUGAUAAAGGCCAAGACUUUGAAGAAAAACCCACAUCUUUAUCAAAUAUAGAAAUUUUACAACAGCCAAAAUCCAACUUUGAGGUGUCUAGUGAAAAUUAUGGGAAAAAAGAAAUUCUAGACUAUUCAGAGGAAAUGGACCUAAACUCAGUAGUUGCUUCGGCUGAUGGUGAGGAACAUCUUGAAAUUCAAUCUUAUUCUCCCAUGGGUGAGAAAUCCACUGUGGAAGAAGUGCAAAAUGCUGUUCCUCUUAAUAUCACUGAUCGUAAAAGAGCCCAGAAGCCAGAAAUUUCUGAUCCAUCUAAAUGGAAUAUUUCUAUUCUUAAGGAAGAGCCAAGAAGUGAUCAAAAAGAAAAAUUACUCUUUUCAUUUGAUGCAGUAGAUAAGGUGCCACAACAGCCAAAAUCAGCUUCAUCUAGCUUCAUAAGUAAAAAUAUCACGAAGGAAUCGGAGAAGCCAGAGACAAUAAUUUUGCCAGUAGAAGAAUCUAAACACAGUUUAAUUGAUUUGGGUGAAGACAGACUGAAGAAAGAAAUUUUAAAACCUACUUCAUUGAAAACUUCUGAAGAGGAAAUAAAACUCAGUUCUGUUAGCCCAACUGAGGAGAAAGGUGACUUGGAAAUCAGAUCAUAUUCCGUGGCAGAAAAGGUGUUGGCAGAAAAGCAAGAAACUGUGGCCCCAUUUGAGUUUAGAGAUAACGAAAUAGGGGAGGCACAAAUUGCACAUGGAUCUAGCCUUAUUAAAUUGGAAGAAUUAAAAGCUGCAGAUGUGCUGCAAGUCUCUCAAAAUGAAGACCACAAAGAAAGACAUACAAUAAUGAAGCAGGAGAAAGAAGAAAAACAAAAGCCAUCACACAUAUUUUCAGAAGGAAAGCAGCAGCAGGAAAUUGAGCCUUAUUCUGUGAAUGUAGUCAGGUCUAUGCCUGAAGAAUCAGAUAUCUCCUUAAGUCCUUCUUUGGAUGAAAUUCAGCCAUUUUCAUUAAUUAAAACUAUAUCAGUUGCUGAAAAAUCAGAAACUAUGCUCUUGGAGGCUCGCCCAGAAAUCAUGGAAACAAGGGCAGUAGGAACUCAACCACAACCAAGAGAAGAAAGUGAAGUUUUGGUGGAGAAAAUCCUUCCAGUGGAUCUUCCUUAUCAUGAUGAAAGAGAUAACCACUCUUUACCGAAGGAAGGAAAUCUGAUAUUGGAAAAAUCAAGCAGGGGUAUGGCAAGUCACAAUGAAGAAAAGGGACAGGUCACAGUGGCAGAGCCAUCAAAAGAUGGUUCAAUAGAUACCACAAAAGAAAGUAUGAAACAAGGAUCUCUAUCUAAAGAACCUGAAAAGAUUUUAGAUCGUCCUUUUGAUGAAACAAAGAGCUUAGAAACCCCACCAUAUUUGUUGUCAUCUGUGAAAUCACAAGCACUUGUUUCAGGAACUUCUUCAGAAAUUAAUACAGUGAAGAAACAAGAAAUGCCAUGGUCGGAAUUGACUCGAGAUAGGCAUACAGUCCAUACUAUUCAAACAUCUAAAGAUCUAACAUCUGAAAUGUCUAAACAGUCGGUUCUUGCUUCAAAGCACCAUAUGGAGGUUGUGGAACAUGCCCAUGUAAAUGAACCACCCUCUUCAGCAAGCAGCAACUAUGCUCAAUUUAUAAAGAAUGCAUCAGCAAUCAGUGCUGGUAGAACGGUUCCUGCUAGAGAAAUAUCCAAGGAGCCUGAAGACACGUAUGUAAAAGAUGAAGACUUCACAGUGACUAGUAAGCCAGCUGGACUUUCAGAAGAUCAAAAGAGUGCCUUCAGUAUUAUUUCUGAAGGCUGCGAGAUAUUGAAUAUUCAUGCUUCUGCAUUUAUUUCUUCAGUUGAUCAGGAAGAAAGUGAACAAAUGCAAGAUAAGUUAGAAUAUUUGGAAGAGAAGUCUUCAUUUAAAACUAUAUCCCUUCAUGACAAUAGUGAGGCUGUUUCUUGCCAUAAAACAUUAAAGAAUAAGUUAGAAGAUUCUGAUCGAGUUACAUCACUGCAAGAGAAUAAAGAAAAGGAACCUCUUAAUACAAAACAGGAGGUACCCACUGAUUCAGAAACUGAUGAUUUCAACUUUAAUCAGCCCACAGCUCCCAGUGAAGAAGAUUAUUUUGAAAAAUAUACAUUAAUUGAUUAUAACAUCUCCCCAGACCCAGAAAAACAAAAAGCUCCAUGGAAAUUAAACGUUGAAGUGGAGCUCCCAAAGGAUGUUACAGAAGAUACUGUCUCUUUCCCAGAAAGUUCAGAGGGAAGUGCCCUGGAACAUGAAUAUGACUUGGUGAAGUUAGAUGAAAGCUUCUAUGGGAUGGAAAAGGACUAUAGCAAAUUAUUUCACCCAGAGACCCAGAAGCCUUUGGAUAUCCAGCAAUCAGCUAAGAGAGAUGCUUCAGAGAGCAUAAAUAGAGAUGUGGACUCAAAGUCACCUGGGAUGCCUUUAUUUGGUGCAGAGGAGGGAGUUUUGUCACGAACCCAGAUCUUUCCUACCACCACUAAAGCCAUUAAUCCCGAACUUCUGGAGGAGCCACCUGCACUUGCAUUUUUAUACAAGGAUCUGUAUGAAGAAGCAGUUGGAGAGAAAAAGAAGGAAGGGGAGACAGCUUCUGAAGGUGACAGUGUGAAUUCUGAGGCAUCGUUUCCAAGCAGGAAUUCUGACACUGAUGAUGGAACAGGAAUAUAUUUUGAGAAGUACAUACUCAAAGAUGACAUUCUCCAUGACACGUCUGUAUCUCAAAAGGACCAAGGCCAAGGUCUGGAAGAAAUAGCAGUUGGUAAGGAUGAUUCAUACCAACCGAUAGCUGCAGAAGGGGAAAUUUGGGGGAGGUUUGGAACUAUUUUGGGGGAGAAGAGUCUGGAAGAGGAACAGAAAGCUACUUACAGGGAAGGAGAAUCAGUAUGCCAUGUGGAGACCCUUGACAAUGAAGCUAUGCAGGGGAAAGCUCCCAUCACUGAGGAAGUCACAGUGGUUACCCAGAAGGUAAGCUAUGCCGUUCCAUUUGAAGACACCCAUCAUGUCCUGGAGAGAGCAGAUGAAACGAGCAGUCAGAAUAAUGAAGCAGCAAGUGCAAGUCCAGAAGUCAAUCUGAACAUCCCAGUACAAGUGUCCUUCCCAGAGGAAGAAUUCUCAUCUGGCAUAACUUGUGUUCAAGAAACACUGCAAGAAGAACCUAAAAUAAUGGUCCCAUCUGAGUCAAGUGAAGACAGACUCCAUGGUAGCCCUGUUCAGGAUGAGUAUGAAUUUGGCGAAUCCCUGAAUUACGAAAUGGUUGCUCAAGACACUUUAUCAGAGGAGCUGUAUUCAGAAUCCACGCCUGAAGAUGUGUUAUCUCAAGGAAAGGAAUCCUUUGAACACGUCAGUGAAAAUGAAUUUGUGAGUGAGGUGGAACAAAGUAUGUCUGUGGAACAGAAGGAGUUGGGCAUAGAGAAGACAGAACAAGAACAAUUACCUUCAGAGUCAGCAGCUGAGAAGGAACAGAAGGAACCGAAAAAGUCCCAGAUCGACACAUACUGUUACACUUGCAGAAGCCCAAUUUCUGCUGUUGACCAGAUGUUUGACAUGCACAAAGACCAUGAGGUUACAACACUUGAUACAGCUAUAAGCGCUGUAAAGGUCCAAUUAGCAGAAUUUCUUGACAAUUUACAAGAAAAGUCCUUAAGGAUUGAAGCCUUUGUUAGUGAGAUAGAAUCUUUUUUUAAUACCAUCGAGGAAAACUGUAGCAAAAACGAGAAAAAGCUAGAAGAACAGAAUGAGGAGAUGAUGAAGAAGGUUUUAGCACAGUAUGACGAGAAGGCCCAGAGCUUUGAGGAAGUGAAGAAAAGGAAGAUGGAGUUCCUGCAUGACCAGAUGGUCCACUUUCUGCAGAGCAUGGACACGGCCAAGGACACCUUGGAGAGCAUCGUGAGAGAAGCGGAGGAGCUCGACGAGACCGUUUUUCUGACUUCAUUUGAGGAAAUCAAUGAAAGGUUGCUUUCUGCAAUGGAGAGCACCGCUUCUCUAGAGAAAAUGCCUGCUGCCUUUUCCCUUUUUGAACAUUAUGAUGACAGCUCCACAAGAAGUGACCAGAUGUUAAAACAAGUGGCUGCUCCCCAGCCUCCUAGAUUAGAACCUCAGGAACCAAAUUCGGCCACCAGCACAACAAUUGCAGUGUAUUGGAGCAUGAACAAGGAAGAUGUCAUUGACUCAUUCCAGGUUUACUGCAUGGAGGAGCCACAGGAUGACCAAGAAGUAAAUGACUUGGUAGAAGAAUACAGACUGACAGUGAAAGAAAGCUACUGCAUUUUUGAAGAUCUGGAACCUGACCGAUGCUAUCAAGUGUGGGUAAUGGCUGUGAACUUCACUGGAUGUAGCCUGCCCAGCGAAAGGGCAAUUUUUAGAACAGCACCCUCCACCCCUGUAAUCCGAGCCGAAGACUGUACAGUGUGUUGGAACAUGGCCACCAUCCGAUGGCGGCCUGCUAACCCAGAGGCCACUGAGACCUAUACUCUGGAGUACUGCAGACAGCAUUCUCCAGAGGGUGAGGGCCUCAGAUCAUUCUCUGGAAUUAAAGGACUCCAGCUGAAAGUUAACCUCCAACCCAAUGACAAUUACUUUUUCUACGUGAAGGCCAUCAAUGCAUUUGGGGCAAGUGAGCAGAGUGAAGCUGUUCUCAUUUCCACCAGAGGAACCCGAUUUCUUCUGCUGAGAGAAACGGCUCAUCCCGCUCUGCAGAUUUCCUCCAAUGGGACAGUGAUCAGCUUCGCUGAGAGGAGGCGGCUGACAGAAAUCCCAUCAGUGCUGGGUGAGGAGCUGCCUGCCUGUGGCCAGCAUUACUGGGAAACCACAGUCACAGACUGCCCGGCUUACCGACUUGGCAUCUGCUCCCACUCGGCGGUGCAGGCUGGUGCCCUGGGACAAGGGGACACUUCAUGGUACAUGCACUGUUCUGGGCCACAGAGAUAUACGUUCUUCUACAGCGGCAUUGUGAGCGACGUCCACGUGACCGAGCGUCCCGCCAGGGUGGGCGUUCUGUUGGACUACAACAACCAGAGGCUUCUCUUCAUUAAUGCUGAAAGCGGACAGUUGCUCUCCAUCAUUAGGCACAGGUUCAGUGAGGGCGUUCACCCCGCCUUUGCCCUGGAGAAACCUGGAAAAUGUACUUUGCACCUGGGAAUUGAGCCCCCAGAUUCUGCAAGGCACAAGUGAUCGUUGGCUUUCAGAGUUUGCAAGAGCAGUCAUCCACAUUUUGGGGGUCUGUUGUUCUUUCCCUUGGGUGCUGUGUAUUAUUCAAAACCUCUCCCACACAUUUCAUGCUAAUGAGAGCUGCACACACAGUGCUCAGCACGUGAACAAAACCACCAAGGAAACCUUGGCUUUCUAGGUAGCGUGUGAGUAAAGAGGAUGGAAAAACAGCCUCUGCCCUUUGCUUUCUAUAUGUUUGAGUGCCUCCCUAAAUUGAAAGGAUUUAUACCUGACUUGGGAACCAAAACAGAGAAGUGGUCUUCCACCUGUUGUACGGGCAAAAGAAAUCCUUGGAUGGACAGGUCUGAGAGAGGGGAAGGUUGUGUUAGCCCUACAUCUCUGACAAGAAUCAUUGGCUUUUUUCCUAAGAGAGGGUCGCCUCACUUCCCUAAAGAAUGAUGUUUUCUAAUCACUAGAGAAGGUAUUUUAACUGUUCUAAGUUGAUAACAAACUCUUUUGUAAUAAUAUGUGCCGUAUUACACGAGUCUGUUUUCCCUGAAAUUUUAAAUGUAGACAAGUGCUAGGUAUUAGAAAUUUCCAUUUUGUUAAAUAAAUGCUUAGAGUCUAUAAAACAAAACAUGCUAUAUAUGAACUUAUUAUAUGUAACUUACAUGCUGGCAUCUGUGGACUGGGGCACACGGCAGAGUAAAUGACCAUGAUAC
Molecule: messenger RNA, 15553 nt
Organism: Ailuropoda melanoleuca (giant panda)
Lineage: Eukaryota; Metazoa; Chordata; Mammalia; Carnivora; Ursidae
Gene: CMYA5
Product: cardiomyopathy associated 5
Exons: 13
Coding region: 2691-14855 (4054 amino acids)
Cellular component (GO): cytoplasm
Molecular function (GO): protein binding
Source: RefSeq, a predicted model, not a curated record